UGCGUUUCGGGAGGGGACAGCGUUAGGAGGGAGCAGCCCGACACAGCGAAGGCCAGGCCGAUCUGGAAGGCGGCGCCCUUUAAGGGCAAGGCCACGCCCCCGGGGCCUGGCCCUCCUACGUCCGCGACGCGAUGACGCACGGCUCCGGGGACGCGGCCCUCGUGCGGCGUCACGCAUCGCCCCGUCGCAAGAUGGCGGAGCUGGACCUGCUGGGCUCCAUCCUGAGUUCCAUGGAGCGGCCGCCCGCCGCAGCCGAUGGCGAGACGCGGCGACGGGCGCGUGAACAAGCUGCUCGCAUGAAGAAGCUGCAGGAGCAAGACAAGCGCCAGAAAGUCGAGUUCAGAAAAAGGAUGGAGCAAGAGGUAUCCCAGUUCAUCCAGGCCACCGGGGAGCCCCGGCGCCGGUUCCAGCCCAUGAACAAGAUCGAGAGGAGCAUCCUGCAUGAUGUGGCAGAAGUGGCCGGCCUGACAUCUUUCUCCUUUGGAGAUGAUGAGGACAGUCGCUAUGUCAUGGUGUUCAAAAAGGAGUUCGCGCCGUCGGACGAGGAGCUGGAGGCAUAUCGGCGUGGGGAGGAGUGGGACCCGGCCCGAGCUGAAGAGCGGCGUCGCCUCCGGGAGCUGGCUGCACAGCAGGAGGAGGCGGUACUUGAGAGUGGCCCUGCCCCCCCGGGCCCCCCAAACGACUACAAAGACAAAUAUCGGCACCUGAUUGGCUCCGACGCCGCCAAAGCUGCUGCCCGCACCAUGGAGGCCAACAAGGCAUAUGGCUGUGUGCCGGUGGCCAACAAGCGGGACACACGCUCCAUCGAAGAGGCCAUGAACGAGAUCCGGGCCAAGAAGCGGCUGCGGCAGGCAGAGGACGAGAGCGGGGCUGGGGGGGGCUCCGGGGGGCCCUGUGUGUGAUGGGAGGG
Cinclus cinclus is the source of this 910-nucleotide messenger RNA. It is a transcript of the gene SPAG7, whose product is annotated as sperm associated antigen 7. NCBI's taxonomy places the organism in Eukaryota, Metazoa, Chordata, Aves, Passeriformes, Cinclidae. Gene Ontology annotation, molecular function: nucleic acid binding. The transcript is spliced from 7 exons. The record is from RefSeq and is a predicted model, not a curated record. The coding region runs from base 132 to 902 and encodes 256 amino acids.